This is a messenger RNA of Acanthosepion pharaonis, 1830 nucleotides long. The record is from the annotation of a GenBank genome assembly. Lineage: Eukaryota; Metazoa; Mollusca; Cephalopoda; Sepiida; Sepiidae.
AUGACGUCAACUCAAACUAAAUAUGACGCUUAUAUAAAUACAUCUUUACAUUUGAUUCUAUCUAUCUAUCUAUCUAUCUAUCUAUCUAUCUAUCUGUUGAUAUCUACCUAUCUAUCUCUUCACAUCUAUUUAUCUAUCCUGUUCAUAUCUAUCUAUUUAUCUAUCUGUAUAUUAGCCUGUUCUUAUCUAUCGAUUAACCUGUUCAUAUCUAUCUAUCUAUCUAUCUAUCUAUCUAUCUAUCUAUCUAUCUAUCUAUCUAUUAGCCACUCAAGCUAUUUUGACAUCCUGUUCCUAUCUAUCUAUCUAUCUAUCUAUCUAUCUAUCUAUCUAUCUCUUAGUCAGUUUAAAUCUAUCUAUUUAUAUAUCUGUAUCUCUCAGUCUGUUCCUAUCUAUCUAUCUAUCUAUCUAUCUAUCUAUCUAUCUCUUAUCUGUUCCUAUCUAUCUAUCUAUCUAUCUAUCUAUAUAUUAGCCAGUUCAUAUCUAGCAAUGUAUAUAUCUAUAUCUCUCAGUCUGUACCUAUCUAUCUAUCUAUCUAUCUAUCUAUCUAUCUAUCUAUCUAUCUAUCUAUCUAUCUAUCUAUUAGCCAGUUCAUAUCUUGCAAUUUAUAUAUCUAUAUCUCUCAGUCUGUAUCUAUCUAUCUAUCUAUCUAUCUAUCUAUCUAUUAGCCAGUUAAUAUCUAGCUCUUUAUAUUUCUAUAUCUCUCAAUCUGUUCCUAUGUAUAUAUCUAUCUAUCGAUCGAUCGAUCGAUCUAUCUAUCUAUUAGCCAUCGGUUCCUAUCUGUCUAUGUAUCUAUCCAUCUAUCUGUCUAUUUAUCUAUCCCUCUAUCCAUCUAUCUAUCUAUCUAUCUAUCUAUCUAUCUAUCUAUCUAUCUAUCUAUUAGCCAGUUCAUAUCUAGCUCUUUAUAUAUCUAUAUCUCUCAGUCUGUUCCUAUCUAUCUAUCUAUCUAUCUAUCUAUCUAUCUAUCUAUCUAUCUAUCUAUCUAUCUAUCUCCGUCUCUACGCUAGCAAACUCGGAUAUAUUGUGGCUCAACUCAGAACGAUUCUAUCUAAACAAGCAAGCGGAGACUUUGCUGGAGAUUUUAGCGGUCGGCAGAUGAACAAAGAAAUAAAAUCUACUCAAUUCAUUUCUUUUUCUUACAUUUUUCUUUCUCUCUUCUUUCCCUUCUUUCCAUUGUGUCACUUUCAUUCUUUCUUCUUUCUUUCUUAUCUAUUCUUUUCUUUCGUUCCUUUUUUUCUUAUUUGUUCCUUCUUAAUUGUUCCUUUCUUUCGUUCUUUCUUAUGUUUUAAUUCAUUCUUUCUUUCUUUCUUAUCUAUUCCUUUCUGUCUUUCUUUCUUAUCUUUCAUGAGUUUUUCUUUCUUUUUUCUUUGUGUUAUUUUUUUUCUGUCUUUCUUUCUUUUGUUCUUUCUUCCUUGCUGUUGCUUUUAUUUAUUUCUAUCCUUUCUUUCUUUCUCUCUUUCUUUAUUUUGUUCUUUCUUUCUUAUUUGUUCAUUUCUUUCUUUCUUGCCGUUCCUUUCUUUCUUUCUUUCUUUCUUGUUGUUCAUUUCUUUCUUUCUUGUUGUUUCUUUCUUUCUUUCUUUCUUUCUUUCUUUCUUUCUUUCUUUCUUUCUUUCUUUGAGUCUUUCUUUCUUAUUUGUUCAUUUCUUUCUUUCUUUUUCUUUCUUUUUUUUCUUUCUUUCUUUCUUUCUUUCUUUCUUUCUUCCGUUCUUUCUUUCUUUCUUUGAGUCUUUCUUUCUUAUUUGUUCAUUUCUUUCUUUCUUUUUCUUUCUUUUUCUUUCUUUCUUUCUUUCUUUCUUUCUUAUUAUUCAAUUCUUUCUUUCUUAUAUUUAUUAA